CUCUCCUUUAGCUCAGCGCUCCGGGAUCAUCUCAGCUCUCCCGCAAACACUCUUCUGAGCCACAGCAAGCAAGAAAGCAGAAACGAUGGGAAUUUAAACUGAGAGUCAUGAAAGUCAAUGCACACUUGUAGCUUUAAAAAAGUCCUUUAAUUAUAGUGUGUUGGAACAAGUUUACACUUCUGCACUGGAUGGUGAGAUGCGCAUAAAGUGACAGCGGUCCUCAUCUCUUCUACAGUUCUCAACGAGUGAUAAAACGCCAUGAAAGACGACUUUGCAGACGAGGAGGAAGUACAGUCUUUUGGAUACAAGAGGUUCGGAAUCCAGGAGGGCACCCAGUGCACAAAGUGUAAGAAUGAAUGGGCAUUGAAGACCUCCAUAGCUCUGCUCUAUGUGCUGUGUACACUCCUCACCAUCGCUGUUGCUAUACUUGGAUAUAAAGUGGUGCAAAGAGUUGACAGUGUGUCUGAAGGUAUUGCAAACUAUGGAGGAAAGAUCAUUGCUGUUGAGACUGAUUUGAAAAAGCUAGAUGAUCAGACCGGAGAGAAGUCGGAGAAUACCACCACAGAGAUCCAGGCUUUUAAGAACAACAUCUGGACUCUGCAGAGGCAGCUGUCUGCGGUGGAAGAGCGCAUCCGCAGUGAUCAAGUUAAGCUGAAUCAGCUGCAGAACAUUGGCUCAGACAUCCAGAGCAGCCAGGGCUCCAUUCAAGGACUGCUGAACAUUAACACAGCCACCUUGCGCUCUGUAAAUGGCAGUCUGCAGUCGUACGGCAGCAUCAUUGAGGGUCUACAGGAAGACACAGCUAGGUUGCAAAGAGAACUCCAACAGCAGGUAAAACUCCAAAAUCAGGCGCUGCUCAGCAUUAGCAGUCUCAACCUCACUCAGGCCCAGCAGAGAGGCCUCAUUGCUGCGCUGCAACGCUCAGUCGAUGACACCAGCCAGGCUAUUCAUAAGAUGCGCAAUGACUUUCAGAGCCUUGAACAGAACACCCGACAGACCCGCUCUGAUACAGAGUGGCUUCGUAGCAAAGUGGAAAACCUGCAGAUCUUGGCCAGUAAUACCUCAGCUCUAGCUAAGUCCAACAAUGACAGCCUGGAGGAUGUGGGGACACAGCUCACUUUUAUUGCUAACCAGCUCCAGAACACUAGCAGCCUGGCAGAGGCUCAUGACCAGACUCUGAGGGAGAUCAUGGAUCAGCAGAGGGACUUCGGCAACCUCACAUCUACAAAGUUUGACCGCCUAGAGGUGCGACUGGAUGAGUCGGAGCAGAGUAUUGAUCGUGUGACCGGCAACAUCAGCUUCACCACACAGCUUCUUGGUGCAAUCAAUCUAAACCUGAAUGAUUUACGCACAUGUUCAGAGACAGUUGGCCGUCAUUCAGACUUCCUGCUAAACCUCAACAACAGCAUGGCUGACGUGAGGACAGACGCAACGAGUCUGAGGUCACAGCAGGAAGAGCUGGCAGCGCGUAUGGACAAGGAGGUCACAAGCCUCUCUAUUGUCAUGGAGGAGAUGAAGCUGGUGGACACCAAGCAUUCACAACUAAUAACCAACUUUACUAUUUUAAAGGGUCCCCCUGGUCCCAGAGGGCCAAGAGGGGACAAAGGACCUCAGGGACUACCUGGUCAGUCAGGCCAGAAGGGAGAGAAAGGAGACAAGGGAGCUCCUGGGAUCCGAGGACCUAGAGGAGAGCAGGGUAGUCCAGGACCACCGGGCCUUCCAGGGUUAAAGGGUCUCCCAGGCAUACCUGGCAGCACCGGGUCAAAGGGCCCUAGAGGGUCAGGAGGCAGAGCUGGACCACCUGGUACUAAAGGAGAACCAGGUAGUGCUGGUUUGCCUGGAAGAGAUGGACAACCUGGUCCUCAGGGUGUACAGGGCCCACCAGGUAUCCGUGGCCCAAUUGGACCACCUGGAGAGCAAGGACCAAGGGGACUGCCAGGACCAGUAGGGCCCUCAGGGCCAGUAGGACCACCCGGACAACCAGGACUACCAAUCCGGGUCCCUGCAGUUCCUUUUGGACCUGUGUCUCUGCAGGAUGAGGCAGUGGGUCCUACCAUAUGGGCUCCAGGAUGCCCUGCUGAAUGGCUAAACUACAAAGACAAGUGCUAUUUUUUCUCCAAAGACCUGCAGAGCUUUGAUCAUGCAAAGACAACCUGUGAAUCAAUGUCUGGUUCAUUAUUAAUCAUCAACGACAUGGAGGAACAGAAAUGGCUGAAGAGGCAGAUCUUUGGCAAAGGUUACUUCUGGAUGGGUCUGACCGACAGGCAAGAGGAGCGCACGUGGCACUGGCUGGAUGGGACUGAACCUACUUUCACGAAAUGGAAGCCAGGUCAGCCCGACAACUGGGGCCACGGCCAUGAAGAAGGAGAAGACUGCGCGGGUCUCACCCACGAAGCGCUAUGGAACGAUUUCUCCUGUGAAGAUCUCAUAAGCUACAUCUGCGAGAAGGAAAUGGAGACCUCAAGAUCACCUGGAUCAUAGUGAUGUGUUCAGUCUGAGUGCACAGUGAGCAGCUAGACUGCACCCGUGUGGCACUGGUCCAAUUGACGCAGCACAUGGGACAGUCCGUAUGGAGAGAGCAAAGGGACAAUUUUGAAAUGAGCCCAGGGCUGCAACAGUAACCAUCUCUCCAGUGCUGAUGAGAUGCCUUUCUCCUCCAAAGUGAAGCCAGUCCAACAUUACCAGGAGUGCAAUACAGCAGGGUGACCAAGAUAGGAAGAGAAUCUUUUUUUUAAUAACCAAAUCAACUGAUUUAUAUAUAUAUAUAUAAAUAUUUUUAUAUUUUUUUGGAAUACGUUUUAUAAAACAGUACUCAAUGUACAACCGAAUAUCUGAAUGUAUAUUUCAUUAUGCAAUUUUUGUAGGAAAAUAUGAAAUCUAUGAAGCCAAGUGGACUUCGGUAAUGCUUCUCUUUAUAUAAUUCCAACGAAAAAAAGAAAAAAACGAAAUAAGGUGUGCAAAAUGAUGCGCAAAAAACAUAAUGUCGCUGAUAUGCUAUCUUGAAACUGUUAUCUAACCUCAUGACCAUCUAUAUAACACGAGUAGGAAAUAAAAAAUAUAGUACUCACGUAUAAACUUAGAAAAAUGCGACAAUCAGCUUGAGUUUUAGUAAACGAAUUUACAGAGUUAUACUUUAUGUAUGAUUUACUUUUUGCUAUUACAUACAUAAAUAUGUUCAUGAAUAAAAAACUGUGGAUCCUUCAUGCAAAAAUAGAAAAUGUGC
This is a messenger RNA of Pelmatolapia mariae (spotted tilapia), 3223 nucleotides long. RefSeq names its product collectin-12-like. Bases 259 to 2481 code for a protein of 740 amino acids. The record is from RefSeq and is a predicted model, not a curated record. The transcript is spliced from 10 exons. Lineage: Eukaryota; Metazoa; Chordata; Actinopteri; Cichliformes; Cichlidae. Gene Ontology annotation, biological process: extracellular matrix organization. Gene Ontology annotation, molecular function: extracellular matrix structural constituent conferring tensile strength.